Scedosporium apiospermum is the source of this 3966-nucleotide messenger RNA. RefSeq names its product Gpi-anchored cell surface glycoprotein. The coding region runs from base 1 to 3966 and encodes 1321 amino acids. The transcript has 4 exons. NCBI's taxonomy places the organism in Eukaryota, Fungi, Ascomycota, Sordariomycetes, Microascales, Microascaceae. The record is from RefSeq and is a predicted model, not a curated record.
AUGUCGCUCAACGGUCUAGAUGAUCCCAAAGUUAAGGAGGCGCACGAUGCCGCCGUCUCCGAACCAGGUGGAUGGUUUCUUCUCAAGUAUGCGAGUCGUGAUGAAAUCGAUAUAUUAGGCCGUGGUAAUGGCGGCAUCGUCGAGAUUCGGAAUGCUAUAUCAGAAUAUGAGGAGACAUCACCCCUUUACGGCUUCCUCAGGUACCGCCGGAGGAGCGUCAUCAUAAAAUACCUCCCUGAAGGUUGCUCUCGCUUGAUUCAAGCGCGUGUCACUGUGCAUUUCAAUGCUGUGUGUGAGCGAUUCUCCCCCCACGACACCACGUUCUCCAUUACUACCGCGAGCGAGCUUAAAGACACCAAGCUUUCGGCCGCGUGCUCCCUGCAUGCCGCCUCAGGGUCGACAUCCUCCUCAACAAGUUCCCUACGCCGUAGGAGGUUAGUAGAGAUUGCCGAGGAGGAUGAAGAGGAACAACAGCGCGCGACCAAGCGCCAGUCCCUCGGGGAGAUCGACAUGCCGGACGCACCUGCCGCGCCUGCCGACCAACCCUCUGAAGAGACUCAAAAUUCUGCGUCAAACCUAGAACCUCCCGUCGUUCUCAACGCUGAACUCGCAGCAUCACCUGAAAAGGGCAAUUUCACCAAUGCAACAGACCCACCUGAUUUCAUGGGGGCAGCCAGGCCGCCUUCUCCCGCGAAAUCCUUCGAUACCGCCUCUAGAAGGAUGUCGAGCCAGUCAACCCGCCCCGAUUACUACAGCUAUGCCUCUUAUGGUAGGCAAAAAGUAAAGCUUGGUCCUCGACCGUCCUUGGACGUUUCGGGACGACCUCAGACCGCGACUGGGGGCACAUUUAGGCCUGUUUCCACCAUUCCUGCCGGCUUCAAGCUCUUUUCGAAGGGAUCAAAGAAAGGAAAAUCAAAGGAUUCGGCCGAUAACGAUGCUUCCUCUUCGCCCGAGCAGCAGCACGCUGUACCAGAAGUUGCCCUUGACAACUCUAUGGUCCCGAUCCCCGAGCCUCCCGAAUCCCCGGAUGUAGACGAGUUCCGACGCCCGCACACGAGCUCUGGCCCUGGUCGUCCCGCAACGAGUUCUGGGGCGAGCUUCGUCAUGCCCCCCUUCAAACCGACCACACCAGUCAAAGAAAAAAUGACUCCCGAAAAGGCGCGCCUUAUGAAGGCGAUGCAGCUCCGUGAAAAGAAGAAGAAAAUGAGCAUGAUGAUGCCACCUCCUGUCCCAUCGAUCCCGCCCUCGGUCCAGACUCCGCGAGACGAGGAGUUCGAAGCGGAGCAAUUAAGUCCUAAGCCAACACUUCCAGAAGAAGGCGCAGAAGGGAAACUUGAAACGGAGGAGGGUGAUCCGGACGACAAGCUGUCCUUGUCGCAAGCCGACUCCGCCAUCGUCAUGGAGGCCGGUAUGUCUGCGGCUAAUGAUCAGGCCUCUGAGGCUACGCAAAGCGAUUCUCACCCUGCCUCGCCAUUCAUCGCUUCAUCUGAGGCAGCUCAAUCGACAAAGGCGUCGUCUCUCUCUGAAUCUACAGAUGAAACCGUUCAGGCUAGCCAUGAUAAAGAGGAGGAAGAUGACGAUGAGGGAAAUCAUGUCGAUGCUGAAGACUCCAUCAUCAUCUCCAAGGAUGAGCGCGAGGACUCUAGUACCGCUCCUGGAGAAGACAAUACCGAGGCGCCACUCCCCGAGGUCGAGGCUGAGCCCAACAGCGCCGAGAAACCUGAGGGCCCCACUGUUGCCGACGAUCAACUUGCCAACGAUCAUGAGGAUACGAAGCUCGAACCAGCAACCGAGGCUCCUUCCCGGACUCGCGUUAACACUGCCCUGCCCGUCUCCAAAUUUGCUACAGCGAACAACUCUAAUAAUACUCAUCCGGACGAGGUCACCAUUGAAAAGGAUUCGACGGAAGAAGAGAAAGCUGAAGAGGCAGUUGACGUCCGCCAAGAACGGAGAAGGAGUUCACUCAAGAUCCCAAUGUCCAAGUUCUCCACUCACGAUCUAGAAACGGAGGAUAUCCCUCCAGUGCCCGUUCUCUCUAUGCCUGAAGUUGCUGAAGUUUCUGAGCCUCAGGUGACGGAACAGGGACCGGAGGUUAAGGAUGGGACCCAGCUGCAGGAAACCAAGGACCAAGAUAGGACGUCUGUUCAUAGCAGGCUCUCUAGGAAGACUGCCACUCUAGACCCUAUCAAGACGGACUUGGCCACCUCCAAUAGGGGCUCCCAUGACCUGUCGGAUGACGACGAGCUACUCAAUGAGCUGCAGAGUGCGACGGUACAAGAAGCCAAGCCUAUUACGGUCUCGAAAUCCCCCCUCACUCCAAUCUUUCCUGCUGUGUUCGGUAGAGAUGGAGCUCCCCCAGGUGUGAGGACGGUCUCGCAGCCUAACGCGCUGAGAGGCUCGUCUCAUCUCAGUCCCAAGGACCUGCCUCCUCCUCCUCCUUCGGCUAGGUCCAUAUCUUCUGGAGCCGCGUUUCUACAGAAGAUUACUCAACAGCAAGCACAGGCUAGUAGUCUCGCGCCCAAGAAGACCAACAUUGGCUCCAGCAUUUCCCAGCGUAUCAAGGCGUUGGAGAAGCUGUCUGGAGGAGGCGGUGCUGCUCCUGCCCUGGAACCAAUCGAGCCCCGUCGCCCGAAGACACCUUCGGCGAAUUUCUUCUCUGUUCGGAAGUCUACCGUUCGAGAGCCAUCACGAUCUCCCUCCGUAGCCGAACGCGCCACUUCAUUCGCGAAGGGCAGCCCGCCACCCGGCACCAAGGAAUCCUCACCAGAGUCCUCAAGGCAGCGAUCCCGUGAGCGCUCUGCCUCACUAGCGAAUAGGCUGACGAUGUUCGAGUCCGGAGGUGCUCCUCCGCCUCUGCCCCAGUCUCGAGGACGAACCGAAUCGAUCCAAGUCAAGGCUAGGAUCGUACGAGAUCCGUCUCUGCCUGUGGGUGCCAUGCCAGACCACAAGGAUCCCGCAGAGUAUGCGCCCCUGGAGCUGAAACAAUCACCUCUCAUUGUCGAUCACAAGAAGGCGGAGCCCGAGUUGCCAAUGCGAGCCGCUAACCCCGUACCUAUUGCAGCUCCGAAAGAGACUAUCCAAGAGAGGCGGAUGUCGAAGGAGAAGCGGCGAUCGGAAUCCAACGAUCGGAGUGGCGAGGCUGAACAGCCUACUAAGGCUAGGCGAUCCUCCCUGAGCAUCGUUAAAGACUUCAUCAAGGAGCGCCGCAAGUCCCUCACCUCUCCUUCGGUGGAUAACCUGAUGGCGCCAACUCCUUCCACCCCAUCGCGCUCGCCUUCGAGGCCACCCUCUGUACACCAGAACUCGUCGUUUCCGCGACGCCUCUCCAUUAGCAGCCGGCGAUCGUCUGUGAGUAAGGACCCCGGCACGGCUGGAACGCUUUCGCCCUCUGCCUUUACCGAAACGAGCGGCUCGGGCGACGAGUCCAAGUCCGGGACUAGCGAGAAGAAGUCCAAGAGUCGGGCCGGCCGCUUCAUGAGGCGUCUAUCCUCCUCGCUCCACGGAAGCCGUGGUAAGAACACGCCCACGGGUAUUUCGCCUACUCUGCACGAGGAGGUGUCCGCCGAGGCCAUCAACACUCGGCCGCCCCAACCGAAGGAGAAUACCGGACCGACCAUUGUCGCGUACAUGGGUGAUGUCAACGUGCAGUUCCCCGAUAACCUUCUCUGGAAGCGUCGCAGCAUGUGUCUCGACUCCCAGGGUUUCUUAAUCCUCAGUACCACUGGCGCCACCGCAGCACCGAUGGAUAAGCAGCCAUCGGGUGUUGGUGUCAAGAGGUACCACCUCUCCGAAUUCCGAGUUCCUUACCCGCCCGAGAUGGAGGUGCAGGAACUGCCCAACAGUGUUGUUCUUGACUUUAUAGAGGGCUCGGGACUCCAGGUUGCCUGCGAGGACCGGGCCGGCCAGAUGCACGUCCUUCAGAUUCUGGUUGAUGCCCACAAGAACCACUCGUCCUUCGGUCAAUAA